Dreissena polymorpha is the source of this 1356-nucleotide messenger RNA. RefSeq names its product HAUS augmin-like complex subunit 4. NCBI's taxonomy places the organism in Eukaryota, Metazoa, Mollusca, Bivalvia, Myida, Dreissenidae. Gene Ontology annotation, molecular function: microtubule minus-end binding. Gene Ontology annotation, biological process: centrosome cycle; spindle assembly. Gene Ontology annotation, cellular component: HAUS complex. The coding region runs from base 108 to 1217 and encodes 369 amino acids. The transcript is spliced from 9 exons. The record is from RefSeq and is a predicted model, not a curated record.
GUUGUGACUGUGGUCAGUGUGGGACGUUUUGACCUGUUUAUCGUUCUGCGGGAAAUUUGUAAACAUCGGUGUAUGCUAAAUUAUUUGUUCAGUUUAAUACUUAGGUAAUGGAUACUUCUACAAGAAAAGGUCAACGUUCAACAAUUAAUCAUGAAAAAUUGAGUUCCCAGUUUCCAUUUCUGAGUUUAAAAGCUGCUGAUGUGGACAAGUAUCCUGAUUUCUGUGCCCUGCUGUCAUGUUUAGGAAGCCAUCUCAACCCUGAAUGUUUGACAUUGCAAACACACAGAGAUUUAAAACAGGCUGAAGAGCUGUUGAGGCAUGAGAAGCACUCCUGGCUGCUGCAGAACAUCCUCUAUCUGGAGCUGCAGGAGCUGCUACUGGACUAUGAGAUCAGAAGUCAGGAAGUGUCACUUAGCUCUAGAGACCAGCAGUUCCACAAGGUCCUGCAGCAGUGCCUCACACAGGCUGAGAUCGGUGACUACCUGGACUUCAGUCCAGACCCGAGCUCCAAACUCACCACCCUCGGUCUCACCAGGGAGGAGCUGGACAGACAGAAUCCUUACAAGCAGCAUCUGUCCUCUCUUCAACAAGCUCUCAUACCUGUAAUGGAGGAACGGCUGCGGCGCAGGUGUGAAAACCUUGUGAUGGCUCAUGACCCGCAAAGCACGUCUCAAGAGAGUUCAAAGUUGAUGUUUGCCAAAUCAUCACAACUGCCUGCCAUUGUUGAAGGUGAAACUCUGCAGUUGGCAGAGAACAAACAGAAACUAAAAGAAGAUUAUGUGAAGAAGGAAAAACUCUUUGAAACCUACUAUCAGACGCUGUUAGACUCACUUCAACUACUGGAUACCUUGAUAUCACGCUUCAAGCUGGAGAGACAGGUUGAACAAGACACCAUCACUGCUGAGUGGCUGUACGCAAAGUGUGAUGCAAUGAGCUUAAAAAUCAGGAUGGUCGAGUUACAAAUUCUUACUGAAACCUUUACCUUGGAGACUGUCCAAGCGCUCAGGAAUGUCAGGUCUCAUCUGGAGGAAGCCCACAAGGAAGCUGAGAAGGAGAAGUUGCAUAGAGAGCAAGCGCUGAAGGCUUAUCAGGCAGUGGGCGGGGGCUUUGAGAAAAUUGUGGCAGAGUAUGGACAGUUGUUGUCAGAACUUGAGAACAAACAGUGGGCACUUGCAGAGUUUGAUAAAUCGCAGGGGAAGCAUUCUGUAACUGGAUGACAGUUUGAGACAAUUCAUUGGUGACUGAAUGAACGCGUUUCACACGGCCAUUGUAUCCACUUCCAUGUAGUUUAUUAUUUUAUGUUUCACGUUUUAAAAGAAAAUGCGUAUUUUUAACAUAAUAAACAUAUUAAUUUUA